CUGUAUAAUACUGGAAAUAGAACUGGUGGAAGACAACUUUCAUAGGAGGAGGCAUUGAUGAAGGGAAGACCAAGCAAGUGAAAGCAAAAUGUGGAUGUCGCUUGCCAAAAACGUGUUAAGGACAAAACUCUACGAAGACUUUUCUCGAGUUUUGUUACGAACACCAAAGGGCAAGCCGAGUUAUCAAAAGAAUUUUUCAUUGAGUAGGAAGCCUUGGCUACAUUCAGCAAGGGUAGUAGCACAGGCAAUUCAGACCCUCAAUAUUGGCACAACUAUCCAGAAAGUAGAAACUUUAGAGAAAAAACAGUUUAUCUGUGUUCAUUGGGAAGAUGGCAGUGAGAGCCUUUACCCAUCGGUGUGGCUACGAGACAAUUGCCAGUGCCCAGACUGUUUCCUACACUCUGCUAAAGCACGCAAACUGCUUCUGGAAAAUCUAGAUAUCAAUAUCAACGUGAAGGAUGUCACUCUGACAGAACAGAAAAAGAAGGUAAAUAUUGUAUGGCCAGAUGACCACACCAGUGAAUUUGAGGCCGAAUGGUUGAAGAAGAGAUGUUUUUCUGACCGAGCUAGAGCAAAAGCACAAGAAGAAUUAUUUUUAUCAGAGCGCCAGUAUUGGGGUUCUGAUCUUGAGCUCCCUACUAUGGACUUUGAAGAGGUAUUGCACAGUGAUGAAAGUGCAUACAAGUGGUUGGUUACCCUUAAAAAGGUGGGAAUUGUGCUACUAAGGGGAGCUGCUAUUAAACAGGGAGAAAUUCUGAAGCUCGGGCAGCGCAUUGGAUUCCUUCGCCUCACAUUUUAUGGGCCUACUUGGCAAGUGCAAGACAAAAUGGAUGCCAACAAUGUGGCGUACACAUCUGAGAAGCUAAGUUUUCAUACCGAUUACCCUGUUCUACAAUUUCCACCAGGGAUUCAGCUUCUGCAUUGUAUAAAACAAACGUCUGCUGGAGGGGAGAGUGAAGUUGUGGAUGGAUUUCAUGUAGCCAAUAAGUUUAAGGAGCAAAAUCCUUAUGCCUUUAAAAUCUUGACCUCUACAUUUGUAGAUUUCACAGACAUUGGAGUUGAUUACUGUGAUUUUGCCAUGCAAUCCAAACAAAGAAUUAUAGAUGUAGAUGAAAAGGGCCAAGUGGUUCGUAUCAAUUUUAACAAUGCAACCAGAGAUACAAUAUUUGACAUACCUGCUGAAAAAGUAAAGCCAUUUUAUGCUGCUCUCAAGGACUAUGUUGAUCUCCUAAAUAGCACGGAUUAUAAAUAUUCAUACAAAAUGAAGCCAGGUGACAUAGUAGUAUUUGAUAAUUGGCGUUUACUUCAUGGUCGGCAGAGUUACCAGGCAGGAGCAGAAAUAUCCCGUCAUCUUGAAGGAGCCUAUGCAGACUGGGAUGUAAUAAUGUCAAGGCUCCGAAUCUUACAAAAGAAUGUUCUGAGGAGACAAAGCCUUUGAAGCUUGGCCUAAUGAGAACUCUUAAUCUUUGCUGGGAUUGGAUGGUUUUUCCAUAAAGGAAAAUGUACUUGAUAUAUUUCCAGUUUAUUCUGGGCAUUCCUGA
Protobothrops mucrosquamatus (brown spotted pit viper) is the source of this 1541-nucleotide messenger RNA. It is a transcript of the gene BBOX1, whose product is annotated as gamma-butyrobetaine hydroxylase 1. Bases 89 to 1438 code for a protein of 449 amino acids. Gene Ontology annotation, molecular function: iron ion binding; gamma-butyrobetaine dioxygenase activity. NCBI's taxonomy places the organism in Eukaryota, Metazoa, Chordata, Lepidosauria, Squamata, Viperidae. The record is from RefSeq and is a predicted model, not a curated record. The transcript has 8 exons. Gene Ontology annotation, biological process: carnitine biosynthetic process. Gene Ontology annotation, cellular component: mitochondrion.